Molecule: messenger RNA, 7029 nt
Organism: Aethalodelphis obliquidens (Pacific white-sided dolphin)
Lineage: Eukaryota; Metazoa; Chordata; Mammalia; Artiodactyla; Delphinidae
Gene: SLC12A9
Product: solute carrier family 12 member 9
Exons: 14
Coding region: 3868-6618 (916 amino acids)
Biological process (GO): chloride transmembrane transport; cell volume homeostasis; chloride ion homeostasis
Cellular component (GO): membrane
Molecular function (GO): potassium:chloride symporter activity
Source: RefSeq, a predicted model, not a curated record
UAUCUCCGAGGGGCGGUCCGGGUGUGUGUUCGGGGAUUCCUAGAACUGGAGGCUGGAGGGACACCCCGAGGUGACCUAAUAAGUGGGAGCCAACACGAGGGGAGAAAAAUCUAGAUACUGAAUCCCACAACCUCGUCCUACACGCCUCGAAUCCCGAGAAUCCCAAGCGGUGGGGAGACGGUAGGCAGGUCAGCCCAGACAGUUUCUGAGGAUUAGCUAAUUCCUUUUUCUUUUAAAAAUGGUGGGGAGGAGGACCAGCACUUCGCCUAAGAAUUCACGCUUUCCCAGGACGCGCCCGCAGACUAGGCGGCGGCGCGGACGCUCUAGCAAGCUGGCGCCCUCUCUUUGGUUGCCCUCUCUCUGAGGCUACCCUGGGCGCCGCCAUAUUCCCUUCACAGUGGGCGGGGCGGGGCCAAUGCAGUCACGUGAGGAGCAAGCCCUCAGGUCCGCGAUGGUUCCCAGAACCGUCAGGGAAUGGUUCCUGAGGUCCCCUCGAGUGCCAGGGGCUGUUAGAAGUACCGGAGCUAGAGCAGCGAAGAAAAGAUAAGUUCCUGUUUCGUGGAGCUUAAUUUUCUGUUGGGAAUAGACAGUCAAUGAACAAGAUAUACAAGUAAACGACAUGUAUUAGUGUUAAGAGCUAUGGAGAAAAAAAAAUAGGAAAGUGGGAUGGGAAGGAAGGUGUAGUUCAAUAUUUAAAUGGGACUGGCAGAGAAGAUUUCACUAAGAAGAUAAUAUUUGAGUUCAGAAGACAAAGGGGGCUCAUGCCCUGUGUGCCCACAGGGCGUUCUUGGACACAGCCCAGAGGUCGUUGUGGGGUAAGAUCAGGAGAUGAGCAGAGGUGAGGGCAGGAUGCAGAUCGGGUAGGGCUUCAUGCGUAGGGUGCCCAUGUAAUAUGUAGACCGCUCUGGGUCACUUCUGAGCGAAGGAUAUGCUGUUAAUACUUAUGCUAAGGCAGCAGGCAUAACCUGGUAGCUGGACUGUAGUCGGUGAAUCAGAAGGUAAGUAUGGUUACCUUAAGGGACUUUGAUUUUUACUCUGAGGAAAAUGGGAAACCACUGGACAGUUUUGAAAAGGGAAGUGUCAUGAAUGGAUACUUCCUUUAAUAGCAUCACUCUAAUCUGUUGAGAAUAGAAUGUAGGGGCCAGAACAGAAGCAGACACACCAGUUAGGGGGCCACCAGUCAGGGAGCUGUUGCAAUAAUGCAGGCAAGAGAUGAUGGUGACUUGGACUAGGGUGGUAAAUUGGGGUUGGAUACUGGUUGUAUUUUAAAAGUAGAGGCCAAAAAAAAAAAAAAAAGUAGAGGUCAAAGGAAUUGCUGAUGGGUUGGAUGUGGGGUGUAAGAGAGAGUUUUCAAGCACAACCCCAAGGUUUUUGACCUAAGCACCUGGGCAAGUGGGACAAGCACAAGAGGCGUAGGUUGUGGGGGUAUGUUCAGGCGUUGGAUUUUGGAUAUGCCAAGUUUGAGUUGCCCGUUUGAUGUGCGAGCAGAGAUGUUAGUAUGUUCUUGGAAGUCUGAAGUUCAGAGUAGAGAUCUGGGCUGUAGAUACACCCUUAAGGCACUGUUAUAGAGAUGGUAUUUAAAACUAGAGGAUUGGAUGCGAUCACCAAGGGAGUGGGUGUAAGUGGUGAAAAGAUGUCUGUGGACUGAGCUUCCAGUGCUCAGUGGAGCCUCCAGUCCACAGUGGCCUCUUGGCUGUUCCUCUAACACCUAGGAGUGCUCCAGAGUUGAGACAAGAGAUGAGGAAGAACCAGCAAAGGAGACUGAACGGGAGGAUAGUUGCAUUUACCAGGGCUGUGAUUUUGCCAGGAGGUGUAAUAAAGUGAGAGAGGGGCAAGGGAGUGCUUUUCAGUGACCGUGAACUUUAAGCUGGGGAAGAAGGGAAGUGAGUGGGGGACAGUGGGCAGAGGGCAGGAUCGAUGGAUUGAGGCACCAGUGAGGUGGAGGAGUGUUCAGGUCAGGGCAUGACAAAGACCCUCCCCUUGACCAAACUUCAGUCAGUUUCCUCUGAACCUUCUUCUGGACUAGGCUUCGACCUUAGCCCCCAUCCUUGCUGGGCCUUCCUAGCUCAGUUUAAAGAGAACCCACCCACCCUUCAUAUCUGAUCACCCUGGCCUGCCUUCAGCAAGGAUCCUGUUAAGUCCCUUUAGCUAGAAUCCCCCAAUGCUUGGUGCUUCCUCCUAGUAAUUUUACAUUCACUGACCCCCUCAUUCUGCCUGUGGGCUCUAAAUCCCCAGCUGUUUUUGCUGUAUUUGGAGUUGAGCCCGUUCUCUCUCCCCUACUGUGAGUCUUGACACCUAUUUCAAUAGCUCUGAAUAAAGUCUUCUUUACUGUUUUAGCAAGUGUCAGAUUAUUUUUUUUCCUCAACAGGCAUAACUAGAAGUGGUGAAUGAAAAUAGGAGAGGGUACGUUACUGGUAAUGACAAAGUCUAGGCAUCACCAUUGGGUGGGAUGGAGGGUGAGAUCUAUGCAGAAGUGGAGUUUAAGCACCUGCCAGCCCAGGGUGUUGGAAGCCUCAUCCAUGUGGAUGUUGAAAUCACCAAAAAUUGUGACAGGAGGGAUGUUGGAGAGACCCAGGAGCCAAGCUCCGUGUUGUGGGUAGCAGAGAUGACCACUGAAAAUGCCAGUUUAACUGCUCAUGAGACCUCUUCCUGGCAAAGCCACAUUUGUGCUGCUUUGAGCCCCUUCCUCUCCUAGGGAAAGUUUGCAGAUAAUUUACAGCCAAAGGCCAGUGGCAGGAAAAGCGGUGUUCAUUUCCUGAGGCUCAAAUGACAGUGUAACCAUGAAGGACUCUAUAAAGUUAGGAAAUUAUUACUGAAGUUCUCCAAGCUUCAAUUUGCUAAUGUGAAAAAUGGAAAUCAUAGCGGGAUCUACCUCACAAAGUGGUUAUGCCUAUUUCAUGUAGUACCGUAUGCAAAUAAGUUGUUGAACAUUUCGGUAUUGUUCUCAAGUGCCUAUUAGUUUAUUGAAAACUCACAGCAACCUUAACCGGGAGGGUCUAGUUAAUCCCCAUUUUACAGAUGAGGAAACGUUGCCAGGUGGUGCCGACGUUGAUGGCACCUGUAGAGUGAGGAGUGGGUCCUAACUCUCAGAGGUUCAAAAGUCUGGAGGGGACAACGUUGCGGGGAGGCGCGAAAGCGGGCGGGGGACCAGUCCGACCUACGGCAGCUUGCGCCUCCCGGGCUCGCCCGGAUCGGCGGCCAAUGGCUCCCUCUGGUGGCGGAAGAGAGGAGAGCAGCCAGUGGGCUGGACAGGGCGCGAGGGGAGGGCGCCGCAGGGGCGAGGGCUGAGGCCAGGACCUGGUGGGCUUUGCAAGGAUCCGAGAGGCUGGAGGAGUAGGGCCCCGCGUUCCGGGUGGCGCACCUGGGCCAGGUGUUGUGGCCCCGCCCACCUGCCGGAGGCCUUCCGCCGUCACGACACGCCCCUUUCAGCAGUGUCUCCUCCGGACGCCUCCGAGCUCCGAGUGGGGUCCCGCCCGCGCGGCGGGGGCCUGUUUGCACCAGGGUGAUAGGCGCAGUGGGAGCCGUGGCCCACACCCUGCCGGAGACGCUCGUCCGAGUGGCGACCCCGAGCAGCACCCGGGUCGCACGUGGGGCGGGAGCCUCGCAGGCAGCAAGAGCUGGGUGGGGCGGGGCUUCCCCGGGCUCGCCCACGGGGCGGGGCCGAGCCCGGGGACCAAUGGGGCCCUUGUGUGCUGGGGGUGGGUCAGGCUCGAGGCCUGGCAUCCCGGUAGCCACAGCUGUCUUUCCGGCACCCUUGCCCCCUCCGCCAGUAGCGGACCCUCCGGCUCUCGGGGAUCACUCCUGAGCGGCUGCAUCCUCCGGUGGGCUUCAUAACCCAUUGGCGGCUUCCUCUGCCCGCUGUCGACCAUGGCCAAUGAGAACUCUCCUCUGCUGGCCUACCGGCUCCUGGGGGAGGAGGGGGUUUCCUUCCCUGCCAGUGGAGCCGGGGGUCCUGGAGGGGCGCCUGCCCGGAAGCUCUCCACCUUCCUGGGUGUGGUGGUACCCACGGUCCUGUCCAUGUUCAGUAUAGUUGUCUUCUUGAGGAUUGGGUUCGUGGUGGGCCACGCUGGACUGCUGCAGGCUUUGGCCAUGCUCCUGGUUGCCUACCUCAUCCUGGCACUCACUGUCCUCUCCGUCUGUGCCAUCGCUACCAAUGGAGCUGUGCGAGGGGGCGGAGCCUACUUCAUGAUCAGUCGCACCCUGGGGCCUGAGGUCGGGGGCAGCAUCGGCCUCAUGUUCUACCUGGCUAACAUCUGUGGCUGUGCUGUCUCCCUGCUGGGGCUGGUGGAGGCCAUGCUUGAUGUCUUCGGGGCUGAUGCCACGGGGUCCAGCGGGCUCCGCACCCUACCGCAGGGCUACGGCUGGAACCUGCUCUACGGCUCCUUGCUGCUGGGCCUGGUGGGCGGGGUCUGCACCCUGGGGGCCGGCCUCUAUGCCCGCGCCUCCUUCCUCACAUUCCUGCUGGUCUCUGGUUCCCUGGCCUCUGUGCUGGUCAGCUUUGUGGCUGUGAGGCCCAGGGACAUCCCCUUGACCCCUAGGCCUGGCCCCAACGGCUCCUCCCUGCCGCCCCAGGUUGGCCACUUCACCGGCUUCAACAGCAGCACCCUGAAGGCCAAUCUGGGCGCUGGCUACGCCAAGGACUACACCACGGGGGCCACGAUGACCUUUGCUAGCGUCUUUGCCGUCCUUUUUAACGGCUGCACAGGCAUCAUGGCUGGGGCCAACAUGUCAGGGGAGCUGAAGGAUCCCAGCCGGGCCAUUCCUCUGGGCACGAUUGUUGCCGUUGCCUAUACUUUCUUCAUCUACAUCCUGCUUUUCUUCCUCUCCAGCUUCACCUGCGACAGGAUCCUGCUGCAGGAGGACUACGGGUUCUUCCAAGCCAUCAGCCUGUGGCCCCCGCUGGUGCUGACCGGUAUCUAUGCCACGUCGCUCUCAGCCUCCAUGAGCUCCCUCAUCGGCGCCUCCCGCAUCCUCCACGCCCUGGCCCAGGACAACCUCUUUGGAGUGAUUCUGGCGCCAGCUAAGGUUAUAUCUCAAGGGGGGAACCCCUGGGGAGCCGUGCUGUAUUCUUGGGGCCUAGUGCAGCUGGUGCUCCUGGCUGGGAAGCUGAACACGCUGGCCGCUGUGGUCACUGUCUUCUACUUGGUGGCCUAUGCUGCCGUGGACCUGUCCUGCCUGAGCCUCGAGUGGGCCUCGGCCCCCAACUUCCGCCCCACCUUCAGCCUCUUCUCCUGGCACACGUGCUUGCUGGGGGUGGCCUCCUGCCUGCUCAUGAUGUUCCUCAUCAGCCCCGGGGCCGCUGGCGGCUCCCUGCUUCUCAUGGGCCUGCUUUCUGCCCUGCUCACGGCUCGAGGAGGCCCCAGCAGCUGGGGUUACGUCAGCCAGGCCCUGCUUUUCCAUCAGGUGCGGAAGUACCUGCUCCGGCUGGACGUCCGGAAGGACCACGUGAAGUUCUGGCGGCCUCAGCUGCUGCUGCUGGUGGGGAACCCCCGGGGCGCGCUGCCUCUGCUGCGGUUGGCCAACCAGCUCAAGAAAGGGGGCCUCUAUGUGCUGGGCCAUGUCACCCUGGGAGACCUCGACUCCCUGCCCUCGGACCCCGUGCAGCCGCAGUACGGGGCGUGGCUGAGCCUGGUGGACCGGGCCCAAGUGAAGGCCUUCGUGGACCUCACCCUCUCGCCCUCCGUGCGCCAGGGGGCUCAGCACCUGCUGCGGAUCUCAGGUCUUGGUGGCAUGAAGCCCAACACGCUGGUCCUGGGUUUCUACGACGAUGCUGCACCCCAGGACCACUUCCUGACGGACCCAGCUUUCUCUGAGCCUGCGGAUGGCAUCCAGGAGGGCGGGUCCCCAGCCCUGAGCACCCUGUUCCCUCCACCCCGGGCUCCAGGAAGCCCCCGGGCUCUCAGUCCCCAGGACUACGUGGCUACAGUGGCAGACGCCCUGAAGAUGAACAAGAAUGUGGUUCUGGCCCGGGCCUGUGGAGCCCUGCCCCCCGAGCGGCUAAGCCGGGGAUCUGGGGGCACCUCUCAGCUGCAUCACGUGGACGUGUGGCCCCUGAACCUGCUGCGGCCCCGGGGCGGGCCUGGCUACGUGGACGUCUGCGGCCUCUUCCUGCUGCAGAUGGCAACCAUCUUGGGCAUGGUGCCUGCUUGGCACAGUGCCCGCCUGCGGAUCUUCUUGUGCCUGGGGCCUCGCGAGGCGCCAGGGGCAGCCGAGGGGCGGCUGCGGGCACUGCUGAGCCAGCUGAGGAUCCGGGCCCAGGUGCAGGAGGUGGUGUGGGGCGAGGGGUCUGCGUCGUCCCAGGAGCCUGAGGAGGAGGAGGAAGGGGACUUCGUGAACGGCAGGCGGGGAGACGCCGAGGCAGAGGCCCUGGCAUGUAGUGCCAACACCCUGGUUCGGGCCCAGCAGGGGCGUGGCGGAGGAGGGGGGCCUGGUGGCCCUGAGGGUGGGGAUGGCGAGGAGGGGCCCGCCACCGCCCUGACCUUCCUGUACCUGCCCCGGCCACCUGCUGACCCUGCUCGCUAUCCUCGCUACCUGGCGCUGCUGGAAGUUCUGAGCCGCGAUCUGGGCCCCACGCUGCUCAUUCAUGGCGUCACCCCUGUCACUUGCACUGAUCUCUGAUGCCCGUUCCAAGUAGAGAGUGUCUAGGUAAUCGUAAUCGGGUGGCCCACCUUGAUUAUGGGGUGAGGAGGGGAAGGGCCGCCUUCCACCCGCCUGGCACGUGGGACUUGGACCCUGGUGGAGGUAUUAGGGGAUCCUGGUCUCUGUCAUCUCUUGGUCUCUAGGAGAGGGGCCCCGGUGCACUAACUAACGCAGGGCAGCUGUCCCCGCCACCACAGGGGAGGGCUCCCUCCCCCACUGCACUCCCUCCCUUCAGCCGUGCCUUGACGGGGUCUGGGUCUCCGCUUGUGACUCCAGGCUACCUCAGUCUCCCCACCUCGCCCAACAGACUCCCCGACCACUGGGGUUUUGAUGUUUUUGUUCUGUUUUAUUUUUCUAACUGCCGAACGUGAAUAAAAGAUCAAAACACUA